AGUAGUAAACAAACGAAAUAGAACAAAACAAAUAUAGGUAUUUAAACUCCGAGUCAUCAUGGUAGGUUGAAGGGAAGGCUGGAAAGGGAAGUUGCGGAGUUGUUGUUGACAGCGUAAAUUUGAAAGCGACUUGUCUUUAAAACGCACUGCCGUGACGAGGACGUCGCUGCGGUGCAAUAUGCGAGUGAUGCGAGUGAAACAUGGCCGCGAACGUGAGAACAGCAGACAUGCCGAUACCGACGCGCGCGGCGCCUCGUCCUCCGGGUCAGAGCACGACGCAGAGGGACCCGAUCUGGAGCACCAGUAACGAUAUAUUCGGAGGAGCUCUGACAACGCAACCUGGACAGAAGAAAAAGCCACCUCCUCGACCACCGCCUCCGAAAUUUAAUCGCAAUUACCUACAAUAUCAGAAAGAUCAGAAACUGAGAAAGCCAGCCAGGCCGACGGAGCUGUUGACUAAUUUCUUCGGACGAAAGAAGCAAGAGAAUCAUCUUCCAUUGCGUCCAAGUGGCCAGUUACAAAACCAGAUAACACAACCCUCGAAUUCAAUCGCGACGGUAUCUUUGAUAGAUCUCAGCCCACCUGGAUCCCCGACAUUUACAACACGCUCCAGUGAUGGUGUCAGUGUAGAUAGUUUUGGCAGUGACGGAAACUCCAAUCCAUCUGUAUUUACAAGCAGCGGAAACACAUCGCAAACGGAAAGUGCCUUUGAAGAUGAUUUUGACUUUUUCGGUAUAUCCACCAAGAAAGUAACACAAAAUGACCCGUGGCAAACUAAAACAACAGUGCAAGAUCCGUUCGGACCUCUAGAGGACACUUGCUCGAAUGUGUCUCGAGUCACUGGCGGUCACUUUCCUUUUAAUUCCAACAAUCGCGAAACGAACCAAGUGCCUUCCAUUCUAAUCACUUCUAAACCUCUCGUUACAUCGAUGCCCACGAUAAUCCGAGCGAAACCUCCUAAGCCUCCGGCACCAAAGAUACCGUUUAAGAAACUCGAACCGAUACCGAAGGAAACGUGUAUCGACUUCGCAGUCUCGAGUAGCAGCAUAAUGAACAAACCGUUGACGUUGCAUUUCUCUAAUGCAUGGUCCAACGAUGAUGAAGAAAGUGAUAGUCCGUCGCCACCCAUGCCGACGAUUCCACCACCGGCAUUACCUGCGAAUUAUUUGACAGAACUUAGCAGUGAUUUUAAAGGAGAUUCUAAUGAAUCUUACGGUAUUGCGCUGUACGAUUUUUCCGCAACUCAUCCAGAUGACUUAACUUUAAAAGAGGGCGACAUUGUACAAUUGGUGAAAAAAGUUAACGACGACUGGUUGGAGGGAAAAAUAGGAAAUCGUCAAGGGAUCUUCCCGCUUAAUUUCGUUGAUAUCAAAAUACCUCUGCCAGGUUUACCAGACAAUGUAGUCACGGCCCUUUACGCUUUUCCGGGAGAGAACGGCGACGACUUGUCAUUUGAGGAGGGAGCGAAAAUUACAGUCAUAUCAAGGAUAUCGGAAGAUUGGUUAUAUGGUGAGUACAACGGUAGAAGAGGACAAUUUCCAGUAAAUUAUAUAAAUAGACUUCCACGUAAUAUUUAAACAUUUUUUCAAUGAAUAUUUUGUAUCCAGUAUAUUAACAAUUUACUAUUUCGAGAGCCU
Molecule: messenger RNA, 1637 nt
Organism: Mycetomoellerius zeteki
Lineage: Eukaryota; Metazoa; Arthropoda; Insecta; Hymenoptera; Formicidae
Product: SH3 domain-containing lethal (3) 05822
Exons: 6
Coding region: 201-1577 (458 amino acids)
Biological process (GO): cell migration; actin filament organization
Molecular function (GO): protein binding
Source: RefSeq, a predicted model, not a curated record